This is a messenger RNA of Drosophila serrata, 1253 nucleotides long. RefSeq names its product Post-GPI attachment to proteins 2 (gene PGAP2). NCBI's taxonomy places the organism in Eukaryota, Metazoa, Arthropoda, Insecta, Diptera, Drosophilidae. Gene Ontology annotation, cellular component: endoplasmic reticulum membrane; Golgi membrane. The record is from RefSeq and is a predicted model, not a curated record. Gene Ontology annotation, biological process: GPI anchor biosynthetic process.
AGCUGAUGCUAUCGAUCACUUAAUUGUUUACAACUUCCUUCGCAAUGUUUACAACGUAAGCAGUCCGCGUAUAAUUAGCUAAACAGGCGAGAGCAACUGGAUGAAAUGAGGAUCGCGGCCCGCUGACUGAACCAACCCAACCUCCUAGACCCACUCUCGCACCCAAAUGUUGCCUACGUACGAGCGCUUUAGCGACCCGAAGAGCGUCUUCUUCCGACUACCCUUCGCCCGGCUGGCGCUUACCGCUCUAAGCCUGCCCCUAGGCGGCUUCCUCUUCUGCGUGGCCUGGUCCCUGGCCUUUGACUUUGUACGGAGCACCUAUACCCACUGCGAUGUGGCCAACUAUCUGCCCUCUGUGUCGGCGGCCAUUGGGAACUAUGAGCCUCAGCGGACGGUCUGGCGGCUGGCCAUCUUCCUGCACUUGCCGCUCCGGCUGGCUGUGGCCAAGAUGUACCUGGAGCACUAUCGCGAGCACAUCAGGCGCAGCCGACGGUUGCUGGGCGUCCUGGCCUGCUGCCUGAAUGUGGUAGAGGACCUCGCCCUAUUCUGCCUCUCCUUUUGGACGUCGGCGGAUCACUAUGAGACGCACCGGAACGCCUUCGUGGUGUUCAUAGCCUGCUCCGAGUGCUACAUGCUUGUCUCGUAUCUGUUAAAUAGGAAUGCCCGGAAAGCGGUGCUUCUGCCGCACGAGGAGAAGUCGCUGAGGUACAAGAGAAACCUCUUUCUGGUGAAUGUGGCGGCCUUUGGACUGGCGGGAUAUUGCUUCGUCAGGCACAAUUCGCAUUGCGAGGCGGGAGUCUACACCUUCUUCGCUCUGUUCGAAUACGUUGUGGUGCUGACCAACAUGGGCUUUCACAUGACCUCCUACUGGGACUUCCACGCCCUCAACGUUGUGUGCGACGCUAAGCACGGCCUUUACCUAUCACAGUUCUAAGAGAUCUUACCCCAGCCCAGCUAACAUCCAGCCAGUCGCCCCAAGCUGCGGCCUAUCUUCGAGUAUUCUGUACAUACGCGGUAUUAGCUUAAGCUCAAAGUUUACUUAAUUUUUCCAAAUGGAUUCCGUUGCCGAAAACGAUGGAGUAUGACAGGACACGCUUUUAGUUAAGGCUCUGUAUCUAUUCUCUUAAUUGGUUCAAUUUUCGCAAUUCGAUAUUUUCUUUUCUUUAAUUAUUUGUAAGCUAGAAAAGUUAGAUAAAUUCAGUAUGAAGUAAAGUGCAUUAUUUAUACAAGAUUUAGUUAGGCAAAACGUUAAA